AUGGUAUCUUGUCCGAUUUGUUCGAAAUCGGUCUCAUCGCUAAAGAUCAAUGACCACAUUGACUCGGACUGCCAGCAAUUCAUCGAAGAGCCCACAUCCAGCUCCAGCGAUCCUUCACCGUCCCAAAAAGCGCCCGUCCCUGCUUUCUUUCAACCGUCGUCCACGAAAAAAGCCUCCACUCAGCGCGAUACUCACUCCGUUGCUUCCCCCCUCCGUAACCCCAGUGGCAAGAGACCGGUAACGCAGAAUGGCGGAUUGGACGAUACUGCCGCUCGCCUACAAGCAGACGAAGCUUCAGAACCCGUUCCGAAGAAACCCAAGGUCAAUGCAUUCCAGAGAGCCGCGCCGCUAGCCGAGCGGAUGCGGCCCCGAACACUCGACGAAGUAUGUGGUCAGGAACUUGUCGGCCCAACCGGUGUACUGCGGGGUCUUAUUGAGGAGGAUCGAGUGCCAAGUAUGAUUCUAUGGGGAGGGCCGGGAACUGGAAAGACAACGAUUGCACGAGUUAUUGCGUCCAUGGUGGGAAGUAGAUUCGUGGAGAUUAAUAGUACCAGCACCGGGGUUGCGGAAUGCAAGAAGAUAUUCGCCGAUGCAAAGAGCGAGCUCGGAUUGACGGGGCGGAAGACCAUAAUUUUCUGCGAUGAGAUCCACCGUUUCUCAAAGUCCCAACAAGAUGUGUUUCUGGGCCCUGUCGAGAGCGGACAGGUUACGCUGAUUGGGGCGACGACGGAGAACCCCUCAUUCAAAGUGCAAAACGCGCUGCUCUCCAGAUGCAGAACUUUUACUCUAUCAAAGCUCACCGACGAGGACAUUAGAUCCAUUCUAAACCGUGCCUUAAAGACUGAAGGGCCGAACUACUCGCCAUCUGCCCUAGUGGACGACGAGUUGCUCGAUUACUUAGCUAAAUUUGCCGACGGAGAUGCCCGCACGUCUCUCAACCUUUUAGAAUUGGGGAUGAACCUUUCGAAACGGCCAGGGAUCAGCAAAGACGAGAUAAAACGAGCGCUGACUAAGACGCUUGUCUACGACCGCGCAGGCGACCAGCACUACGACACCAUUUCCGCCUUCCACAAAUCCAUCCGGGGCAGCGACCCGGAUGCAGCGCUGUACUAUCUUGCCCGCAUGAUACAGUCGGGAGAGGAUCCUCUCUAUAUUGCCCGGCGCCUGAUAGUUGUCGCGUCUGAAGAUAUAGGCUUGGCUGAUAAUAGCAUGUUGACUCUUGCCAUCUCAACGCAUGCCGCGGUGGAGAAGAUAGGUCUUCCCGAAGCGCGGAUCAAUCUCGCACAUGCUACAGUAGCUAUGGCGCUGUCUCCUAAGAGCACUCGUGCAUAUCGAGGCCUCAAUAACGCCUUUGCGGCUCUGUCCGAGCCUGGAAUUGCAGGUCUUCCCAUUCCGAUUCAUUUGCGCAAUGCACCUACGCGGUUGAUGAAGGAACUGGGGUACGGAAAGGAGUAUAAGUACAACCCGAACUUCAAGGAUGGCAAGGUGGUGCAGGACUAUCUUCCAGAGAAGUUACAAGACAGAAAGUUCUUGGAAGACUUGGACCUUGGGACGCAGAUUGAUCCUGAUCUAGAGUCUAGGAAGUGA
Molecule: messenger RNA, 1587 nt
Organism: Aspergillus nidulans FGSC A4
Lineage: Eukaryota; Fungi; Ascomycota; Eurotiomycetes; Eurotiales; Aspergillaceae
Product: ssDNA-dependent ATPase MGS1
Exons: 1
Coding region: 1-1587 (528 amino acids)
Biological process (GO): DNA repair; DNA replication; regulation of DNA repair
Molecular function (GO): ATP binding; single-stranded DNA helicase activity; ATP hydrolysis activity
Source: RefSeq, a predicted model, not a curated record